Molecule: messenger RNA, 1407 nt
Organism: Gossypium arboreum
Lineage: Eukaryota; Viridiplantae; Streptophyta; Magnoliopsida; Malvales; Malvaceae
Product: aspartic proteinase nepenthesin-2-like
Exons: 1
Coding region: 1-1407 (468 amino acids)
Cellular component (GO): extracellular region
Source: RefSeq, a predicted model, not a curated record
AUGGCUCGAAUCCCCGUUUUCACCGUUGCUAUACUACUCUUCUUCAUAGCUUCUUUUCAAGCCUCUUCUGCAACUUCCAAACCUACUGGUCUAAGCAUGAAGCUCAUCCGAAGGGACUUAUUGUUCCCUGGAAACCUCACUACAUUCCAAAGAAUAAGAAGAUUGGUGCAACUUUCAGUUAGAGCUCAAAAUUUCAAUUCUUUUCCGAGUCUCAAUCAAUCAGAGGAUAAUGUCCUAGUACGUUUACCUAUAGGUCGUGUUCCUGAGAGUUAUGCAUAUGUGGUCGAGUUUAAAAUCGGAAGCCAGCUCCAUCCGGUGAAGUUGCUGAUGGAUACAGGAAGUAGUCUGAUUUGGACACAGUGUGAGCCUUGCAUACAAUGCUAUCCGCAGAAGGUCCCCAUUUACGAUUCUCGAACUUCCACGAGCUACAGCAAACUUCCAUGCACUCAUGAACUUUGUCAAGGCGAAAACAAUCGGUUCAGGUGUUAUAAUAACGAAUGUGUCUACAACAUACAAUAUGGUGCUACAUCUCGGCGUAAUUCACCUAGAACCAAAGGUGUUGCAUCUUUCGAAGCAUUCCAGUUUCCUGUUGAUACCGUCCACACUACAGUGAUUAAUGAUAUGAUAUUCGGAUGCUCCAAUGACAACCCAAAUAUUGAUUUUGCGAAUGGUCAGGUUUCGGGAAUUCUAGGAUUAAGCAGGGGACCAGAUGGACUAGCAAGCCAGUUAGCCAAGAGAGGCAUCAUUGAGAAUCGAUUCUCAUAUUGCUUAGUCCCUUUCCAUGAUGUAUUGAGGCAACCGACUAUCCUGAGGUUCGGAGACGAUAUCCCCAUACCUGUAGGAAAUCUUCAAUAUACCGACUUCAUACUGUACCCCGGUCGUAACCAUUACUACGUUGAAUUGUUAGAUAUCAGUGUCGGAUUCCAGAAAAUGGGGUUCGAGUCAAUACCUGGAAUGUUCGAGCUUAGGCAAGAUGGCUCAGGUGGUUCACUCAUAGACUCAGGGACUGUGGUUAGCACCAUUGAUGAAAACACCGUAGGACGCAAUGCAUACAAGGAAGUGAUGGCAGCGUUUCAAGCUUAUUAUGACAAGAAAAAAUUCCGAAGAAAGGGCGGCCAAGUGGAAGAAAAGUUUGAGCUAUGUUACUAUAACAAGGCUGGAUUUAGAGAUUUCGUGACAAUGACCCUACAUUUCGAGGGUGGGGACUAUUUCAUAGAUGGAAAAUAUAUGCACUACUUCGCCGACGAGGAAGAGGAAGGGGAAGGGUAUUUUUGUGUGGCAUUGUUUAAAUCAUCGAAAACUAUAUUAGGAGCAUGGCAGCAACAAAACGUGCGUAUCAUAUAUGAUAUGAACGGUGGUGGAUUCCAAUGGAUUACCGAGACCUGUGCUAAUGAUCAUUUCCCAUGA